AUGCAGAGCGGAGAUAAACUACCAAGUGUGGAUUUGUAUGAAAAUACACCGACCGCUAAAGUCAAUAUUGCCGAGUUGACUGCUGGUAAGAAGGUGAUCAUCAUUGGUGUUCCUGGUGCCUUUACCCCUUGUUGUUCCAAGACUCAUCUGCCAAGCUAUAUUUCUGACUAUGAGAAGUUCAAAUCAAAGGGAAUUGAUGAAAUUGUCUGCGUUGCUGUCAAUGACCCAUACGUGAUGGCUGCCUGGGGAAAAGAUCAAAAUGCUGAUGGAAAAGUCCGCAUGCUAGCCGACACCAACGGCGCCUUUGCUAAGGCCGUGGAUCUUGAAAAAGAUAUGUCCGGACCUUUAGGAAACGUUCGAUGCCAACGCUUCUCGAUGUUCGUAGACGACGGAGUAGUCAAAGCCCUCAACGUUGAGCCUGAUGGUACUGGGGCUAGUUGCUCAUUGUCCAAUAAUAUCUUGUCUCAAUUCUAAACAAAAUCGUUCCUAUAAAAACAAAUUUAGAACGAGUCGAAUACAUGAUUUAAUAGCUUA
This is a messenger RNA of Daphnia pulex (common water flea), 534 nucleotides long. RefSeq names its product peroxiredoxin-5, mitochondrial-like. Gene Ontology annotation, biological process: hydrogen peroxide catabolic process; cell redox homeostasis; cellular response to oxidative stress. The record is from RefSeq and is a predicted model, not a curated record. Bases 1 to 474 code for a protein of 157 amino acids. Lineage: Eukaryota; Metazoa; Arthropoda; Branchiopoda; Diplostraca; Daphniidae. Gene Ontology annotation, molecular function: thioredoxin peroxidase activity. Gene Ontology annotation, cellular component: cytoplasm; mitochondrion; peroxisome. The transcript has 2 exons.